AAUUCACAGAAAUACUAAUGUGUUUUCAUGUUCUAAAGGAAAGGUUUCAAUAUACGUUUUAUAUACUGGAUGUUGGGAUCUAGGAGACCAAAAUAACACAAUUGUCUUAACUACACUUACUCAGGUGAUAUGCACCCUUACGUUGUGACGUUACUCGAUGUCCUCUACACCGUCUUCAUUACACCUCUGACGGCUGGAAAUGUCAUCCAAUCGGUCGAUAACACCGGAAGCAACACUCGUAAGACCGACGGCAGUUUGUCCUCCAUGGUAACCAUCGCCUGCCUGACGGCGAUCACGUUUGUCGUCAUUGGUAUCUACGCCAAAAGUGAGGACCCUGGGAAAUCGACCAUAGCAAUCACAACCAUGACAUUUGUGUUGACUGCCAUGGCUUUGUUUGCCAUCGUUCUGAUUGCAGUUCUUGCCUUUCGCAAAAGACACGAAUGGUUCAUUGCAGCCGACAUCAAGGACGAUGCAGCAGAAAAAUUCAAAGGGAAGUUUCUAUGGCUCUUUAGUCUUGGUAUAAUCAUGAAAAAUGCUCUUGAAUUAGCUAUAAACAUUGACUGUUCAAACAAAGAAUCAGGUAAAAAAUUUGUAACGGCUUUCAUGAUUGUCCACAUCGUUUCAAUACUAUACUACUGUAUUCAAACCGGUUUCAUCAGUUACUUCAAGGAUUACAGAUUUAAGAGCUCUGUGAGAAUUAACUAUGGUAUUCUCAUCGUUUUACUUACUAAUUUGACAUUGUGGUUCACUAGCAUCGUUGGUGAUAAUGAAGACUUAGUAUUUAGCAAUACAAAUACUACUGAAAAGAAUGGUAUUAUAGAAGAAAUUAUUUGUUUUCACAAUUCUUCGAUCCAAACACUGCGUAUACACACACUCAAGUUUCUUAAUCCUUGCGGAAUUGAGUACGCCUUACUUGCCACGAGCUUCAUGCUGUCACUAUGGCCUUCAGUGAAAAAGGAAAUCCAUGAUACACAGGACUCGGUUAAUCUGGUCAACAUCGAAGAGAGUUGUGACGAAUACACUCCUUUGCUUCGACGACGAAGAAAUCGUACAACCGACCCAACAGAUAUUCGCGCAGAUGAUCCAAGGCACCGCAGCCCUAUUUCUUUUUUUCUCGCCAUUUUAUUUGGCCUUAUUUUAAACCUUCCAGUGAUAAUAUCCACCGUUUUAACAUUUUUUGGAAUUGAUUCUGAAGGUUUUGGAUAUUUUCGAGAUGCCUCAAUGGCGACCUAUAAAUUGGCAAUGUUGAUUAUGGUUUUCAUUCUUUUCUUCCACUUGGCCAAAUACGGAAAGUCGAACAAUGUUAAAAGAAAACUUUCGUCAACCGAAUAUAUUUUAGUGUUUGCAAACGCUGGAACGAUUGCAGUUUGCACAUUUGAUUUUAUUGUAAGUUUAAACAAUCACAGAUACAUUUUGAUGUCAGAGAAAAUACUUGAUAUUAUUCUGACUUUCUUGCAGACCACUCUAAUAAUGCAUUCCACUCGCGUUACCAUCAAAAAGACACUGGACAGCUUCAUUGCUGCAGAAUACGUCUGUUUAUUGUUGUCCGUUUGUAACAUCGUCCUUUGGGUUGGUGAUAGUUUCAACAAUAUGGAGAAUAGUGUCACCUCCUUACAAAACAGCAAUAACAGCAAGACCAACAAAGUGAUGAAGUAUGUCAUUUUCCCCAUCCUUGUAUUCUAUCGAUUCCAUGCCUCCAUCGACUUGUUCGGACUCUUCUCCAGAAUGCGAAAGAACUGAUUUUAAAACUUUGAAACAGAUGAAUAAAGUUAAAAUAUAAUUUAAGAAAAAUGUCAUGCGUUGACUGUCUCUUCGGUAAAGUGAAAUAAGAUGGUCAUAAAAGUGGCUACAAAUACAUAACAAAGAGUAAAGUACAGAGCUGUGUUUGGAAGAAAAACAUCAAGUUUUUGAUUUACAAAGUAUCACAAGAUUAGUCAAAAUGCUAUAUGUCAUUAUCAUGAUAUGCUGUCAUAGAAAAUGAGGUCAAAACUGAUCAUGAUUGGUUAUUUUGAAUAAAAUUUUAAACAUUGCGCUUUACAAUAUGUAUACUUGUAUAUGUUGCCGUUUGUAAACAAUCAAAAUUUACACUUCUUCUUUUAUCAAGAGUUUACUUACACAAUAAAAUGUCAUUCAUGA
This is a messenger RNA of Magallana angulata, 2136 nucleotides long. Its product is annotated as proton channel OtopLc-like. The record is from RefSeq and is a predicted model, not a curated record. Gene Ontology annotation, biological process: proton transmembrane transport. Gene Ontology annotation, molecular function: proton channel activity. Gene Ontology annotation, cellular component: membrane. Lineage: Eukaryota; Metazoa; Mollusca; Bivalvia; Ostreida; Ostreidae. The transcript has 2 exons. Bases 130 to 1740 code for a protein of 536 amino acids.